This is a messenger RNA of Thelazia callipaeda (thelaziosis nematode), 231 nucleotides long. The record is from the annotation of a GenBank genome assembly. NCBI's taxonomy places the organism in Eukaryota, Metazoa, Nematoda, Chromadorea, Rhabditida, Thelaziidae.
AUGUUUGGAAAUGCUGUACAAGCUGAUAAUUGCGCCCAGUGGACAAGUUGGGGUCCAUGCAUUUGGCUGAGAGGUCAUAACCCACGUUGGCAUCGACCUUACUUUGAUCAGCUAUUACCUGGAAAAAAUGGCUGUCGUGAACAUGUCUUUUUCAAACUUUUGCGAGAACGCUGGGGAGCGGUAUGUUAUUUAUUUGGUGCAGACGAUAAUAUGCUCUGUGGACACUUUUAA